UAUCUGUCCCGACGAAGCUCUUUCGCCUGUCGGAUUUUCAAAAGUGCCGUAAGUAACCUUAAGGACAAUGACUUCUCGCACUCUCCUCGAAUAUCUUACUGAGCCAAAUCCAGAACUCAACAGCGACAAUGCUUCACAGGGCCUACCAACUGAUCAGGCUGCCAUCUCGGACUGGGAUGAUUUCACGUUGGACACUCUUCUAGCCUGUUAUGGCGAUAUUUUACGCAAACCGAGAUCAUACCUUCCCAAGUGUUCCCCAGACCUAACCACGCUUGAACGUGAAAUUUGGAAUGAAGACACCUUUGAGCAUCUGAUGACUCGCUAUAUAGUCCCCCAGGUCAGCGUUGGCCUGGCAAAGGCUCAGAGUGAGAUGAACAUUAGUAAUGCCAUCGACAUGACGCGAGGCGGGAGAGCAAAUAUUGAUGCUGGUGUCGAAAGAAAUUCAUUAUUUCCUGACUGGGCAGGUGCCGUGAAAACAGCAGGUGAAACUGGAUAUAUCAAUCACUGCCUGGGAGAGAUGAAGCUUGCAGAGAAAUGGAAGUCAAUGAUGAGCCGGACUUAUAUAGCCUAUUAUUGGCCGAUUACACAAUUGCUCAAGUACUGCUACACGCAGUGGGGGACAUGA
Messenger RNA from Blastomyces dermatitidis ER-3, 625 nucleotides. RefSeq lists its product as uncharacterized. NCBI's taxonomy places the organism in Eukaryota, Fungi, Ascomycota, Eurotiomycetes, Onygenales, Ajellomycetaceae. The transcript has a single exon. The record is from RefSeq and is a predicted model, not a curated record. Bases 68 to 625 code for a protein of 185 amino acids.